Haliotis rubra (blacklip abalone) is the source of this 2692-nucleotide messenger RNA. RefSeq names its product oxysterol-binding protein-related protein 2-like. The record is from RefSeq and is a predicted model, not a curated record. NCBI's taxonomy places the organism in Eukaryota, Metazoa, Mollusca, Gastropoda, Lepetellida, Haliotidae. The transcript is spliced from 20 exons. Gene Ontology annotation, cellular component: membrane; intracellular membrane-bounded organelle; cytosol. Gene Ontology annotation, molecular function: sterol binding. Bases 13 to 2256 code for a protein of 747 amino acids.
CUGGCAGCAGACAUGGCGAGGACACAGCCCAUGAGGCAGCUGCUGGGGGUGCGGGGGGUCAAGGCGUUACAGCUGCAGCCGCAGAGGUUCGAGGGACAGCUGCGGAAGAAAUCUCGGAUAUUGGGCUUCCGACCAGUGUGGGUCAUUUUGGAAAGAGGAGUACUGUCUUAUUUUGAAAACAGGGGUGAUGCCAGUACAGGUUCAAAAAGAAAAGGAAUGAAAUAUCUAGAUGAAGCCAAAGUAUAUGUGCCUCCAGCUGCUGGCCUUGUGAUGAAAAUCUCAUUCUCAGAUGGGACAACGCACACACUCAGUGCGGACCCAGAUGAUGGUGGCGUCAUCACCAAACAGAAAUGGCUAAAUGCGUUUACUGAGCACAUAGGAUUUAGUACACAUUACACCCACCAGGGGCAGGCACAGAACGAGUACGCUGAUGACAUCGUUCCCCUGGGCACCAUGCAAGAAGCUUUACAGACGGCACAGGCCCAUCAGAAGCUACUUGAGAGGCAGGCGAAUCUAAUGUCAAAGAAGAUGGAACAGUUGAAGCAGUCGUUGCCCAACGACACUCCUGUCAGUGACGGCCUGAUCUCCAUGCACAAGGAAAUGGUCAGCAUCCAAACAUUAUCCCAGGACAUGUUCACCAGUCUGUCUCACUGCAUGACGCUCUUCAGUCAACAAGAGGAGAUCAGGCAGUUGCAACUAAAAGAAGAAAUGGAGAAAAGUCGUGUGUUACAAGAAGCACUGCAUGCUCUUGCCACAGAACAUCAUGAGUUAGAGAAGUCUAUUGGUAGUCACAAGUCAUCUAUACGAAUUUAUGACACUGAUGAUGACGAGUUCUAUGAUUGUAGCGAUGACGGGGACGAAGUCUUUGGGUCUCCAAGGUAUGAAUCUUUUACCGAGUCUUUCACAGAUGCCUUAUCUCAGGACUUUGAUGUGAGUUCCCCAAAUGGGAAAACAAGCACAGAAGUCAAACCGUGGGCAAGACUCCACCUCCCAGUGCCUAUGUUCUCCCGCCAAGAGUUCAGUAUUUGGAGUAUACUCAAGCAAUGCAUCGGAAAGGAACUGUCCAAGAUCACAAUGCCUGUGAUAUUCAACGAGCCAAUCAGCUUUAUCCAGCGAAUCUCCGAGUAUAUGGAGUAUAGCUACCUCCUGGAUGAGGCCAGUCGCCAGGCCGACCCCGUCAAGCGGAUGCAGUAUGUUGCAGCUUUUGCUGUGUCAGCAAUUUCUUCCAACUGGGAAAGAAUAGGAAAACCUUUCAACCCCUUGUUAGGAGAAACUUACGAGUUGGAACGACCUGACCUGGGCUACAAGUUGAUGGGGGAGCAAGUCAGUCACCACCCUCCCAUCAGUGCCAUCCAUGUCUCCUCCCCCAAAUAUUCCUUCCAUGGAUCCAUCAACCCCAAACUCAAGUUCUGGGGAAAGUCUGUUGAAAUCAACCCCAAGGGAACAAUCACGUUAGAAUUAAAAGAACACAACGAGAUGUAUACAUGGCAGAAUGUCAACUGUUGUGUGCACAACAUCAUUGUGGGCAAACUCUGGGUUGAACAUUAUGGGACAAUGGAAGUUGUUAACCACACCACAAAACACAAGGCUGUCCUCAACUUUAAACAGGGAGGCUGGUUCGGUAAAGAUCUCCAUAAAGUAGAAGGCUUUAUAUUUGAUUCCAGUAAGAGGAAAUGUAAAGCGAUGUACGGCAACUGGGUGCUGGGCAUGUACUCCUGUGAGGCAGAAACGUAUGAGUCCUUCAUCAAAAACACAUCCUCCAACUCAUCUCCCAGCCAUAAUGCAUAUCCAAAGGCAAAUGGUGCAUCGUCAUCAAAGGGUGCAGGUGAUGAUGUAGCAGACGACAUUCCAAGCAAAAACUUCCAGCCAUACGAUCUGGGUCUGCCUGGUCAGGUGACCUUGUGGAGAGCCAAUCCCAGGCCAGAGGACUCUCAUAAGUACUUCUGUUUCACUUCCUUCGCGAUGGGGUUGAACGAGCUGCUGGAGAGGAUGCUGGACCGACUCCCGCCCACAGACUCCCGACUCAGGCCAGACAUGAGGCUGAUGGAGGAUGGCAAUAUUGAUGCAGCAGCUCUGGAGAAGAAUCGCCUGGAGGAGAAGCAGAGAGCAGCCAGGAAGGACAGGAAGAAAACAAAGAAAGAAUGGACACCACGAUGGUUUGAAUACACAGUCAAUCCUGCAACAGGGAAGGAAGACUGGAUGUUCAAGGGAGACUACUGGCAAAGGAACUGGACAUCAUGUGCCGAUAUAUUCUGAUUGUUCGUCCCAAAUAGGACCUAGGUGUACAUAGAAGACUACCACUAGAAUAUGCAAUAGCUGUACAUAUAGACUACAGACCUGUAGAACACCAGCCUUGGGCGAUCAUCAUGAUGGAUGUACCUAGAAUGUGAUUGUCCUGUAUGUGUUAUCAUUACUGGCAAACUGUUGUCUCCGAUUGGAUGAUUUGUCUUCUUGUGAAUUUUGAUUGGAUGAUUUACAGGUGAUCAGUCAAUGUGGAUUGUGGUCUGAUUGGUUGAUUCUUUUUUUCACAGAAGAAUGUGAUUGGUUGUGUGAGAUGGUGAUUGGUUGUUUAAAUCUCCGCUGAUCUGUGAUUAGACGACUUUGAAGCCACUGAUUAGUGAUCAGGACACGUAAUGAAAUGGUACCCAUUAAGGUGCACAAGGCCGCAGCUAAAUGGUCGUACAAGCCAAAA